Trypanosoma theileri is the source of this 2634-nucleotide messenger RNA. RefSeq names its product putative protein kinase. Gene Ontology annotation, molecular function: ATP binding; protein kinase activity. NCBI's taxonomy places the organism in Eukaryota, Euglenozoa, Kinetoplastea, Trypanosomatida, Trypanosomatidae. Bases 1 to 2634 code for a protein of 877 amino acids. Gene Ontology annotation, biological process: protein phosphorylation. The record is from RefSeq and is a predicted model, not a curated record. The transcript has a single exon.
AUGUUCUGUAAACCAUUUUCCGGUGAUCCCACGGCUGGUGGCACCUUUUCACUGUCGUUCUCUCCAUAUGCCGCGGAGUCCUCCUCAGAUACUAUAUCUGCUCUUCUUCCGCAGGGAACAUCUUUUAUUGGGAGUGGUGCCUUUGGGACUGUGCGUGUUGGUUGGUUGCAGGAGCGAAAACGUCAACGUCCAUGCAGUGAUGAACACACAAGUGAAGAAAUUAUAAUUCUUGGAACCUGUGCGGCCGUGGCGGUGAAGCGAGUGGUUGUUCCAGAUGCAUGGAAUCCAAGAAGUCUUCACAGGAGUAUCAGUCAUCGUCAGGAAUUAUUACUUCGUGAAUUACAAGUAAUGGAGUGUAUCCGGACACAUCCUCAUCCUAAUAUAGUGCAGUGUUGGGGUUUUCUCUUUGGGGAGAAGAAAGAGAAGAAGAAGUUUACGGAGCAGCAAUCUCUCACAGGUGAAACAAUAACGGAUGUUGAGAAGGAAUAUACAUCAGGUAUGAUUCUUACAACUCUGGAAAAGGAGCGGAAACGUCUGGAGAGUAGUGGUAAAAAGGAGACAAGUAAUGAGAAUAUGGUGGAAGUUAAUAAUGAUAUGGUGGAUAUUCAUAUUCUUAACUCUGCCUUAUAUGUGGAUUUAUGUCUCUCGCUCUGCAGCAGUGGUUCCUUGGUAGAUUAUAUUCACCGAAAGGUUAAUGAAGCUAUUCGUGUAUCUACACAAUUGGAUCCCAGUGAACCAAGUACGCAAUUUGUUGACAGCGAUACAGCUGUAACUGACAAGAUAAGCACUAUGCAUGGACUGACAGGAAGUACAAGUGAAGGUGAUACUGUAAAAGGAUCAGGAAACCCUUCAUCCUCUUCUGUUGAUGUUGGUCAUUCCAGUAAAAGUAACACAAAUACAUUACCACAGUUAUUUCAAAACGUUGAAAAUGCUGAGAUGCAAUCUGAAACGAGACCUACUACAACUACAGAAACUAUCUCGGCUGAGCUUGUGGUUCGAGAACGGGAUAUUGUGGCUAUUACCUAUGCUCUUACGAAUGCACUUCGACACACACAUGAGACAUUGCGGACAUUACACCGUGAUGUUAAACCCGCAAAUGUUUUAAUUUGCAGUGGAGUUGGAAAGACUCCAGUAUACACAUUACAACCCCUUUCACGGGUAACACAGACAUCCUUGGUGGGUUCUAAACCUCUCACAGAUACCGCAUCUGCACCCAAGCAAGAAAAACCAGCAGUAAGUGGUCCUAUGCUUCAUACAGAGGAGGAUUCUGUAGAAUUUGCUCUCUUCUCAAACUGUCCAGAAUCUGUGAAGCAUAAGAAUAACAACAACACAUCCACACAAGAAGGAGCUAACACUGAGAAUAUCUCUACAACAGCAGGAGAGGAUAUUCCAGAGACUCCAGCAACAUUGGUAGUACCUUUAGAGGCAGGAGGACAACGUCUUCAGUGUACGGGAUAUUCCUCACGUGGAAUGAUGAUUGAAUACAUGCCGCAGGCUGAGGCGUGGCGAAUACAAUUGGCAGACUUUGGUGUUGCUACGGGUGUUGGUAAACUCACGGGUGAAACUCGAUGUGGGACUUUCCCAUUUAUGGCUCCUGAAGUUGCGGGUGAUGGUUGUAGUGGUGUGAACGGAUACAGCACCGCGGCGGAUGUCUACAGUUUGGGUGUUACCCUUCAACAUAUCGUGGUGCAUCUCGUUCUUGAGAAUGGGGAUGUGCGUCGGGUGUCACAGAGACGUAUGCAGGCGUUAGGGGCAUUAUGGAUUGAUGAAGAUGAUAAGGAAAAUAAUAUAAAAACAGAAACAGAUACAGAUAUAGACAGAAGAGAAUCUCGCUCACACUUUGUGGUACCAAAUGCAUGGCGUUGUGCACGAGAAUUGGACAAUGAGCUAUUUAUCCGCACUCCACCCCUUGUGGAUCAAACUGUUCGUAUGGACAAUCAUGAUAAGAAUGAUCAUCGAAAUACAUUUGCUAUUCCACGCUCCUGGCGUUGUUGUGAUGAAUUGCUGGAACAACGGUAUGUACGCCACAAAUCCACAUCCGAUGUAUCUGAUAAUAAUACUGCUGUACAUCAUGAUUACCUUCUUGCCUCAUUACCGCAGGACUCCAACGAUGGUGAGGCGAAUGAACAGAAAGAACGUCGUAAAUCACGAUGUAAAUCAUGUGGAAAACUUCAUCGAAAUUUUAUUGAAUUAUUAAAUGCCAUGACAGCCACACAGCCAUCCCAGCGUCCUCCCUUAUCUACAGUAUUGCAGAGUGCAGCUAUUAUAGAUCAGGGGAGUUUCGUGCGGAACACCACACGAGGUCGAGCUGGCAAAUGUGAUUCGACUGUUGUUACUGCAGAUUCUACGGGGAGUGGAAUAAACGCCAAUCGCUUCCUUCGUGCUCGUCAACGUGCACAAGAAAAGGAAAGGGAACGAAAUCGUAUUACUGCUUCCAUGGCAACAUUUCAUUUUGAUAUGACUAACCCAAAUUCCCAACAACAACGGCAAGGAAAAGAAGAAGAAGAACAACAACAACAACAAGAGAGUAAAGAUGCUGAGGGUGAUGCAGCAUCAACAGUGUUGCUCUGGCGUCCACCAUCUCUCCGCUUCCUUCGGGCCUCACGCGAACGAUUAGAGAAUCGCAGUGAUUAA